This is a messenger RNA of Esox lucius (northern pike), 1787 nucleotides long. RefSeq names its product beta-1,4-galactosyltransferase 1-like. Gene Ontology annotation, molecular function: beta-N-acetylglucosaminylglycopeptide beta-1,4-galactosyltransferase activity; cytoskeletal protein binding. Gene Ontology annotation, biological process: carbohydrate metabolic process; protein N-linked glycosylation. The record is from RefSeq and is a predicted model, not a curated record. The transcript is spliced from 7 exons. Lineage: Eukaryota; Metazoa; Chordata; Actinopteri; Esociformes; Esocidae. The coding region runs from base 56 to 1162 and encodes 368 amino acids.
AAACCGGUUACCUGAAAAUGUGUAUGGUAGUUUGGUUUCAGGCACAGACGCUGAGAUGUUGAAAAAAAUAUUCUGCUACCUUUUGUUUUUAGGUGCCUUUUCAUUAUCUGUAUAUUUUUGGUAUAAUCUGAGCUACUCAAAUGUAGCGGAAUCAAAUAUUGGAUAUAAAGAUUUACUGUACAUUUCAAAGGAUACCCAAAGUGAAGAUGGAUUAAAGGCAGGAGUUGUUUACACUAAUCUUCAAAUAGAUUCAGACUUUUGGAGACACAUAACAUUGAAGGAAAACAGUGUAACUACAGCGACCAUCAUCGCCAAGGCCGAAGAAUUAAACAAAUGCCUAGAUCCCUCGCCACUUCUUGUGGGGCUCCAGACAAUUGAGUUCUCUACGCCGGUCAGCUUGGUGACCGUGAGGAAGGAGAACCCACAUCUGCAGGUCGGAGGUCGCUACAAGCCAGACGACUGCGUCGCCCUUCAGAAGGUUGCGGUCAUCAUCCCCUUCCGUAAUCGUGAGGAACACCUCAAGUUUUGGCUCCACUACCUCCAUCCUUUCCUACAGCGCCAACAGCUGGACUAUGGUGUCUUUGUUAUUAAUCAGGACGAGGAAAGCACGUUCAACAGGGCCAAGCUGAUGAACAUCGGCUAUACAGAGGCCCUCAAAGAGUAUGACUACGACUGCUUUGUGUUCAGUGACGUGGACAUCAUCCCCAUGGACGACCGGAACACCUACCGAUGCUUCAGCCAGCCCAGACACCUGUCUGUGUCCAUGGACAAGUUUGGCUUCAAGUUACCCUACAGUCAGUACUUUGGUGGUGUCUGUUCAUUGAGUAAGGAACAGAUCCAGAAAAUUAAUGGGUUUCCAAACACCUACUGGGGUUGGGGUGGUGAAGAUGAUGACAUUUUCAACAGGGUGAAGAACAGAGGAAUGACAAUCUCUCGCCCAAACAGUGACAUUGGAAAAUGCCGGAUGAUCCAACACGCAAGAGACAAAAAUAAUGAAGCAAACCCUCACAGGUUCGAAAGAGUAGCUCACACAAAGAGGAUGAUGGACAAAGAUGGCCUCAACUCCCUUGAGUACAAAGUUGUUGCAGUGGAAAAACACAUCCUGUUCACAAAGAUUACAGUAGAUGUGGGGGAGCCAAAAAAAAUUGAAAUAAGAGAAUAAGAACUAAAUGUUCACAAUUGCUGAAAACAUUUUAUAAAAAGAAAGAAAAAAAAUGACUAUUGCCUGGGCCAGAAGACCAGUCCACCAAAUGCACUGAUGAGGAGCUUCGCUUCACUGGUCACCGAGAGAAACAGCAAUGGCAUCUGACCAAGGGGGUGCCCAGGUGAAGGUAAAGGACCUCACAUCCAAGAGGUGCUGGGUGGUUUAUAAUGCAAGGCUGUAUGACCACAACUGACCUAGUAUUCAUCUUUGAAGUGUCACCAUGACCAAGUUAGCUUCAAGUGCUGCUUCCAUAAAUCAUGAUGUUCCAACACAGAAAUUACCACUUAUUUUGGUCGGAGCUGAGGUUAAUGGGACAAUUGCACAACUACAACCAUCAAAAUAAUUCUACUGUGGUGGAAAUUGUUUUAAACAUUGUUUUUAUAGACAAUGCAUUAAUUCAGUUUAUAUUGAAUUAUGGACUUUUGUCCAUAUAACUAAGCUCUACUUUUUUACUUUCCAAUACUGUUGUUGAUCAAAUGUAUGGGCUGUUUUUUGUCAGAUUUUAAUCUAUGUACAUGUAUAUAAGUGUUUUAUUGUGAAUUUCCCAGCUGUUUAUAUUAAAAUAAAAUGAGCUCCACUUCCA